Molecule: messenger RNA, 2224 nt
Organism: Drosophila elegans
Lineage: Eukaryota; Metazoa; Arthropoda; Insecta; Diptera; Drosophilidae
Product: sodium-coupled monocarboxylate transporter 2
Exons: 7
Coding region: 110-1975 (621 amino acids)
Biological process (GO): transmembrane transport; sodium ion transport
Cellular component (GO): membrane
Molecular function (GO): symporter activity
Source: RefSeq, a predicted model, not a curated record
GCGAUCCCCACAAGUGUUCAGCCAGCAUCCAGAUCCGAAGCUCCUAGGCUUUUGCGAUUCGGUUUUUCCCUAAUUCGCGAUCUCAGGGCCAAAGGACGCCAUCGCAAGAAUGACCAGCAGUGCCAGCGUUUUGGCCAGUACAGUGGCCACUUCGACGACGGCCGUCCUGGAGGAUCUUCGCUUCAGCCUCACGGACUACGUUGUCUUUUCUCUGUUGCUGAGCGCGUCGGCCGGAAUCGGGGUGUAUUUCGGAUUUUUCUCCAAGGCCAAGAAUACCACGGAGGAGUACCUUCAAGGUGGCAAGAAGAUGCCCACUCUGCCGGUGGCCAUUUCCCUGGUCUCGAGCCAACUUUCCGGGGUAGCGAUGAUGUCCGUUCCGGCAGAGACUUACUCCUUUGGAUUCAACAUGAUGUUCGUAACCUGGGCCAUGGUAUUGGCAGUUCCUGUCCUUAUAUAUGUCAUUGUGCCCGUGUUUUACGAUAAUAAUGUAUCAAACUGCUACGAGUACCUAGAGAUGCGAUUCAGCAAAAGGACCCGACAACUUGUGACCAUUACGUUCAUAUUCAAUCAAUUCCUGAUGCUUCCAGUAUAUAUGUUUGUUCCAUCGCUAGCCUUUUCCCAAGUCACCGGCUACAACAUUCACCUGAUCAACACGGUAGUUUCGUCCAUCUGCGUCUUCUACACGAUGCUGGGCGGGAUCAAGGCGGUGGUUUGGACCGAUGUUGUUCAGGGAGGUGUCAUGUUGAUCUCAGUAGUUUUGGUGGCCAUUUUGGGCACCUCGAAUACAGGUGGUUUGGCCAAUGUUCUGAAGAAUGCUUCUGAGGGCGGUCGUUUGGAUAUGAACUUUGGUUUAGAUCCACGCCUGCGUCUAACCUUCAUUAGUGCAAUGGCGAGCGGGCUUUUAAUGUGGACGGGCAAGGUUGGCCUAGACCAGAGCUGCGUUCAGAGAAUUGUGUCCAUGCCCUCUUAUGGGCAUGCCAAGAGGUGCCUUGUCAUGGCCGGAAUCGGUUUCCUGCUUGUCAUGUCCUUCACCUGCUUUGCUGGCAUCAUCAUGUUUGCCUACUAUUACGGUUGCGAUCCUAUUCAGGCCGGGCUGGUCACCAAGCCGGACAAGCUGAUGCCCUUCUUCAUCCAAGACAUUAUGGGCCAUUUGAUGGGCAUGCCUGGCGUAUUUAUCUCCUGCGUGUUUAGUGCCUCACUAAGUUCUCUUUCCGCCAGUCUUAACUCCUUCGCCGGAGUGGUCUACUUCGAUUACAUAAAACCGAGAAUAAAUCACACGGAAGCCAAAGCCAAUGCGACCAUGAAAAUGGUCAUCGUGGCUAUGGGAGCCUACUGCAUUCUGGGCGGCUUUGUCGUGCAGAACUUCAACUCGAUUAUCCAGACGAUGUGGACAAUUACGGGCAUCAAUAUGGGCGCUGUCGUUGGAGUAUUUCUUCUGGGUAUGUUUGUGCCCCGCUGCAACGCCAAGGUGGCGGUGACUGGGAUCGCCUUUAGUGUUCUCGCCAUGCUGUGGGUCAUUAUCAAUGGCCAGAUGAACUUCAAGUCCGGCCUGAUAAAGUACGAACCCCUACCGAAUGGACUGGACAGGUGCGAGGCAAGGAAUUUCCAGGUCAUCUUAAAUGCCAUAAACCAUAACCUGACGAGGAUCCCCACCACUCCGAUUCCCUCUCUGGAAGCACCUAAGCAAGUGACCACCGCCUUCAAUAGCAAUCGCGACUUCUCCAUCUACGACAUUUCCUUCUACUGGUACAAGGUGCUGGGUGCCCUGCUGGUUUUUGUGUGGGCCAUCCCUAUGAGCUUUGUGUGGCCCUUGGACAAGGACGAGAAGCAGAACCCUAAGCUCUUCUCGCCCUUUGUCCGGAACUGGCUGAACCAGCCAGGUCCCGCGUUGGAGUUGGAGGAGUUGCCUCUGAAGACGCCACUAUCCGAUGAGCAAAUCAAGGACAAUGAUAAGGGCAUUGCAACAGAAGCCUAAUCAACACAAAUGUAAAGUUGCAUUACAAUUAUUUAAUAAACAACAUAAUAAUAAGAGUUCUAUUCAAGAGUAUUGAAUAGGAAACCAAGUUCCCACUGAUCACAAAACUGAACUUUCAAAUAUAUAAUUAGAUAAAAAGAUUAUAAUGUGUGUUUUAGUAGUCAAGUUAACAUCUGUCCCCGAAAUUUAAUAUUGUAGUGUUUAUGUUUAAAAACAAUAAAUUGAUAUAGAGUUUUAAUUUAUAUUAAA